UCCCAAUCCACCCCCAUUUCCGUGGUGAAACGUCGCUGGGGGAAGCACUACCGCUCCCCACAUCUCUCUCCACGAUGCACAGAAUAAAAUGGGGAAGGGGGAGGAGGGAGCACCCGGCCUCGAGGGGGCCUGGGACGGCUAGAGGACCGCCUAGCUCCGAGGGAGGCCCGUGGCGACCGUGAGGACCCCGAGAGAAGGAGACACUCCCCGCCUCUACCCCACCCUCUGCAGGUCCCUACCUCGGGCCAGCCUGGAGCCCCUGUGCGCGAAGCGUCCCAGGCCCCCCCGUCUGGGCAGCAGAGCGACCCCUGACUAUGCGCAGGGGGUGUGGAGACCUCGUGUCAUCACGGAAGAUCCUGCUACCCCAACAAAUCAGUUGCUCCCUGCUUCCAAGAGACGCACGCCAGGAAGGCACAACACGCACACCGAUUUUUAUUAGCCUUCCCUGGGACGGAGGUUUGGACCAACUCUAAAGUGCAACGUGUGUUUGCAAGUUUGUGCACAAGCCAGAGAGGCAAAGCGCCCCGUUCGCGUCCGAGUCUCAGUGGGUCCACCGAGCCCUUGCGCCGCCUGCCCAGGGUUUGUGUAACUGUUUGUGUGUGCGCGCGUGUGCGUGUGCUAGCUCGUAUCCCUGCCCGCGGCGCAACGCGCGCCAGAGAGCAGGCUGUGGGCGCUGUCAGGCCCGGGGCGGGGGUGCCGGGGCGAGCGUGGGGCGGGGGCCCGGGCUCCGCCCGCCCCAGGAGCCGGCCCCUCGGAGCCUCGGGCCCUGCAAUGGGGCGUGUUCUCCUUUAAGAGUUAAGAAACUUGAAACCUUGUUUGCGCAACAAUCAGCGCCGCGGAGCCGCCAAAGUGUCUAGACUGGCAUAUGAUGGGAGGCAGCCAAUGACUCCGCGGCGCUCCUCCGGGGGCCCUCAGUGUGCGUUUGAGGAGAACAAAAAAGAGAGAGAGAGCCGAGCAGGGGAGCGAGCGAGGGAGCCAAGCCGAGAGAAAGAGCCGCCGGGCGCUGCUUCGCCAGACCUCGCCGGGACCGCGGGGCCACCGGGAGGCACUUUUUGUGGAGGGGGGAGGGGGACGACCUCUGCAGCCGCGGCGCCCGGGGCGUCCGAGCGCAGCGUGGGGCGGGCUGCGACCUCUGCUUCGUUGGAUUGCAUUUUUAAUUAAGGAUUCCUAGCAGCUCUUUGGGAUUUUUACAGUUUCCACUCAUGUGUUGACACUCGCGUUCAGGAGAAACUCGCUCCAAGAGCAUCUAGCGCCUGGGACCUGAGACGGAGUUGGCUUUUCAUGCAUGCAAUUCCAGGGAUUUUGGUUUUGUUUGGGGUUUCUUUUUCUUUCUUUCCUUUUUUAUUUUUCUUUUUGCAGGGAGUAAGAAGGAAGCUGAGGGUAUCAACAAGCCUGCCUCUCGGAUCCUGCAGGAAAAGCCCAUGUAGUUAAGCGCCUGGGUUUUAAAGGCAGGGCUUCCCAGACACAGGGGGUUCAGCGCGAGCGCUUUGUGCUCAUGGACCAGCCGCGCAACUUUUGAAGGCUCGCCGGCCCAUGCGGGGUCUUUCUGGCGGCGCGCCGCUUGCAGUCUCCUUACAGCGCCGGUGCUGGAGUUGCUGAGCAGCCCGGCCGCCGGGGUCCAUGUAGCCGCUGGCCCGGCGCGGACUGCGGCUCGGCGUGCGCGUGUUCCCCGCCGGCCCGCCGCGGCGAGCUCCCUCAUGUUGCAGCCCCGCGGCGCCCCUUCGACGACAGGCUGUGCGCGGUCUGCACGGCGCCCGGCAACGGAGCUUCAUGUGGGGCUGCGGCCCGCGUAGCCGGCGCCUCGCUGAGGGAACGGACCCUCGGUAACCGGAGACCGCCUCCCCCCCACCCCCGGCGCCAAAGGAUAUCGUAUGUUCAGGUCCAAACGCUCGGGGCUGGUGCGGCGACUUUGGCGAAGUCGUGUGGUCCCCGACCGGGAGGAAGGUGGCGGCGGCGGCGUCGGCGACGAGGAUGGGAGCUUGGGCAGCCGAGCUGAGCCGGCCCCGCGGGCACGAGAAGGCGGAGGCUGCGGCCGCUCCGAAGUCCGCCCGGUAGCCCCGCGGCGGCCCCGGGACGCGGUGGGACAGCGAGGCGCCCAGGGCGCAGGGAGGCGCCGGCGCGCAGGGGGUCCCCCGAGGCCCAUGUCGGAGCCUGGGGCCGGCGCUGGGUGCUCCCCGCUGGACGUGGCGGAGCCGGGAGGCCCGGGCUGGCUGCCCGAAAGUGACUGUGAGACGGUGACUUGCUGCCUCUUCUCCGAAAGGGACGCCCCUGGCGCGCCCCGGGACGCCGGCGACCCCCUGGCUCGGGCUGCCCUGGAGCCGGCGGGCGGCGGGCGGAGUCGCGAAGCCCGCUCGCGGCUGCUGCUGCUCGAGCAGGAACUCAAGACGGUCACGUACUCGCUGCUGAAGCGGCUCAAGGAGCGCUCGCUGGACACGCUGCUGGAGGCGGUGGAGUCCCGCGGCGGCGUGCCGGGCGGCUGCGUGCUGGUGCCGCGCGCCGACCUCCGCCUGGGCGGCCAGCCCGCGCCGCCGCAGCUGCUGCUCGGCCGCCUCUUCCGCUGGCCCGACCUGCAGCACGCCGUGGAGCUGAAGCCCCUGUGCGGCUGCCACAGCUUCGCCGCCGCCGCCGAUGGCCCCACCGUGUGCUGCAACCCCUACCACUUCAGCCGGCUCUGCGGGCCAGAAUCACCGCCACCCCCCUACUCUCGGCUGUCUCCUCGCGACGAGUACAAGCCACUGGAUCUAUCAGAUUCCACAUUGUCUUACACUGAAACGGAGGCCACCAACUCCCUCAUCACUGCUCCGGGUGAAUUCUCAGACGCCAGCAUGUCUCCGGAUGCCACCAAGCCGAGCCACUGGUGCAGCGUGGCAUACUGGGAGCACCGGACCCGUGUGGGCCGCCUCUACGCGGUGUACGACCAGGCCGUGAGCAUCUUCUACGACCUACCUCAGGGCAGCGGCUUCUGCCUGGGCCAGCUCAACCUGGAGCAGCGCAGCGAGUCGGUGCGGCGCACGCGCAGCAAGAUCGGCUUCGGCAUCCUGCUCAGCAAGGAGCCCGACGGCGUGUGGGCCUACAACCGCGGCGAGCACCCCAUCUUCGUCAACUCCCCCACGCUGGACGCGCCCGGCGGCCGCGCCCUCGUCGUGCGCAAGGUGCCUCCUGGCUACUCCAUCAAGGUGUUCGACUUCGAGCGCUCGGGCCUGCUCCAGCACGGGCCCGAGCCCGACGCCGCCGACGGCCCCUACGACCCCAACAGCGUCCGCAUCAGCUUCGCCAAGGGCUGGGGGCCCUGCUACUCCAGGCAGUUCAUCACCUCCUGUCCCUGCUGGCUCGAGAUCCUCCUCAACAACCACAGAUAGCGGCCGCCGCGGAGGGGCAGCGGCCCCACCAUGUGCCCGCCGCCAGGGGGCCAGUGCCCAGAGACACAGCCCCACGGACGAACCCCCCCAAAUAUCAUCUACCUAGAUUUAAUAUAAAGUUUUAUAUAUUAUAUGGAAAUAUAUAUUAUACUUGUAAUUAUGGAGUCAUUUUUACAAUGUAAUUAUUUAUGUAUGGUGCAAUGUGUGUAUAUGGACAAAACAAGAAAGACGCACUUUGGCUUAUAAUUCUUUCAAUACAGAUAUAUUUUCCUUCUUUUCCUCCUUCCUCUUCUUUAUGUUUUCUUUUAAGAAAAUGAUACAGCAGAGCUAGGUGGAAAAGCCUGGGUUUGGUGUAUGGUUUUUGAAAUAUUAACGCCCAAAAAGCUAAUACCAGUCACCCAUUGAAUAAUAAAGUAUUCGCAUUAUAGUUUUUUUUUUUUUUUUAACUGUCUUCUUUUUAAUGAAGAGGGACAUGCAGGGCUUCGGUGGUUUCUGAUCCAUCAGGCAUCCUGAAAUUUGAUUUCAGUCUUUAAUGGGAUAAAGAGUAGAGGGAAUAAAUUGAAAAGGGAGGAUGGACAUAUGUUUACGCUUAAGGCCAGAGAAGUUUCUGUUGUUCUUUCCUGCCCACAGCUGUGGUGUGUCCACAGGAUGGGGGGAGGAGGAGCGUACAUGGGCCAUCAAUCCUGUAUAAGCUGUCCCAGUCUGAUGGAGGAGGCGCAUGCUCUGGCCUGGAGGAACUCCAUGAUGGUGAAGACUCAGGUUCGUGCCUCCCUCUCUGAGCUGUGCACCAGCUAGAAGAAGACACUAAUUCUCACUGCUCUGGGGAAAUGGCCUGAGGAGGA
Messenger RNA from Diceros bicornis minor, 4201 nucleotides. It is a transcript of the gene SMAD6, whose product is annotated as SMAD family member 6. Gene Ontology annotation, biological process: SMAD protein signal transduction; transforming growth factor beta receptor signaling pathway; BMP signaling pathway. Gene Ontology annotation, cellular component: heteromeric SMAD protein complex. Bases 1872 to 3359 code for a protein of 495 amino acids. Lineage: Eukaryota; Metazoa; Chordata; Mammalia; Perissodactyla; Rhinocerotidae. The record is from RefSeq and is a predicted model, not a curated record. The transcript is spliced from 4 exons. Gene Ontology annotation, molecular function: I-SMAD binding; transcription regulator inhibitor activity.